Messenger RNA from Trematosphaeria pertusa, 907 nucleotides. RefSeq lists its product as uncharacterized. The coding region runs from base 92 to 907 and encodes 271 amino acids. Lineage: Eukaryota; Fungi; Ascomycota; Dothideomycetes; Pleosporales; Trematosphaeriaceae. The transcript has a single exon. The record is from RefSeq and is a predicted model, not a curated record.
GCAUCCGCUGUCUUAGAGCAUCAACUCGCAACCUCUCCCGUAUCACUUCUAGAACAAAAAGAAAUCUAAAGAUUACUGCACUCUGCAACCUAUGGACCCGGUCCUAAACCUGUACGGGAAGAUCGUUGAAGUUCGGAAACUCCCGAUCAAAGAAUACGUGGUGAGGGAGCGCAGCUUCACCAAACGCGAGCUUCUACCAGAGCAACUACAAAAAGGACCGGGCGAGAAACUAUGGCUAUGGAAAUGGGGCAAGGAGCGUCUCCUUAACGAAGCCCACGCCUUAAAUGUUGUCAGGCAACAUACUAGCAUUCCAGUGCCAGAGGUCUUGGACUACGGGGUGGAUGACAUGGGCCGCACUUUCGUCACAAUGGAACGAAUAUACGGCAUCACACUCGAAAGCAUUGGGAAGGAAUGUCGGAUGCCGUCAUCAGGACGAAAGGCCCAUGUUUCUCAUGGGGAAUGCAAGAUCUGCGCCGACACUGCCCACGCGAACACCGACAUCUUUAUCACCAACCACGUCCUUCCCCAGCUUAGACGGCUCACGUCUGACGUGACCGGGCUAGACGGCUUCGUCCUUCCACCGCCUCGCAUCACCGAGACAGUUCCCAGGGCAGCCUGGCAGCCGAUAACGUCGGCUAAAAGGGAAUUCGUCUUCGUCCAUGGGGACCUCGCUCGGCACAACAUUAUGAUCUCGCCUGAGACCCUGGAGGUCACCUGUAUCUUCGACUGGGAGCAUGCGGGUUACUUUCCGCUUGAGCUGGAGGUAGAUGCGUGGCGCAUGAAUCAUAGCGAGUACUUCCAGCUAUUUACGUGCCAGGAGAGAAUUCAGAGGGAACUAGAGCUGAUAGGGGGUAAAGGACGGCUUCCAUCUUGUAUGAAGGAGGGAUUCAUGUUACGUUCAGAGUAG